AUGAACGGUCCAAAUUCCGUUCAGACGCCAAAUGUGACGGUUGAUCUCAUCAAUGAUUCGAGAGUGUCAAAUGGAUUGGAUUCGAUCAACCUUAAGAGAAAAUUCCGUGCUGAAGAUUCAGACGAUGAGGAGGACACCAUUGAAUCACAGAAAUCAAGAAGAAAGGUCGUCCGUUUGAAAAAACAUCCAUCAUCACUUCCAAAAGACGACCAGGAAAGCAAUAUCGGCACUUUUCCUCAUGGUGAAGCCUCAUCUUGCGGUUCUGCAAGCAAUUUCUACGACAACUCCGCGAUUAUGCAAGUUAAGACCAGCAAAAGAGAAAGUGAAGAAACAAAUCUAGGAAAAAUCGACUACGCCUCAGCAGUAGAUGAUGCGAAGAGUGCUACUUGGAGGGAUAAAGAUAAUGAGGAUGAAAAAAGAGCUACUCCAUCUAUAAUCCAGCGAAAAACGUUGAAAACCAUGGCAGAGUCUACAUCCUUCCUCCCGAAUGAAGUCGUAGUCAAGAUCUUCGAAGCCAUCUUGCGAUUGCCACGAGAGCCCGGAUCACCGUCAAUUUCGAAACAAGACUCAAAAUCAACUUCAAAUUCGACAGAAGAUGAGGAAGAUAGUGACUUGGAUAUCUAUACAAAUGGCGAGAUAUCAGAGAACUUUGGAAGAAAGGAAUUCGGAACAGACAACGAUGGAAUCAUUGAGGCUAUAUGCUUUGCUCUUACAUGUUCUAGAUAUUGGACCGUCUUCCGCGAUAUCUGGUGUUAUUCAAAUACCAACAAUAUCAUCAAGGGAUUCGAGCUAUCGAUGCCACAAGAGCUUGUUCUGGCACCUCUUCUAGAAAUAUGGAUGGGUGAAAAGUACCGUCGUUCAAACCUCCUCACGAUAAAUCCCGAAUGGUCUACAGAGAUAGGCGAGGAUGGAUCUCAAGGAUACAUCAACAUGUUUCUUUCAAGAAGUGUCUAUGGACAGGGAGAUAAUGAACGUGAUCUGCAAAAGGAACAGUCUUUAUGGGACAGGUACAAGGCUAGGUCUCAAAUACUAGAUUGCAGUGAAGGCAAUAACUUAGAGGAUUUUAUAUUAAGUGGAGAGGAGCUGCAGGAUUAUCCUAAAAUCCCACUGCCGAGUCCUUUCAGAAUGGGCAGCAGCUGGUAUUUAAAAGCAGCCAAACAGUAUCGGGAUAUGUUCAUAAGUUGGCAAUUCAGAUAUUCCGAUUAUGAUAAUAUGGCCAUUGAGGAAGAUGUUGAUAGUCUGGCUGAUACCGACUAUGGUCAGAGCAUUGGCCCCCACAGCUGUGCAAUGCAGCAUUCUUGGGAAUCCUUUUGGAAAUCCGCAAUCUUCAAAUGGGUUGAAAGGAUUCAGUCUUCAAAUUACUCUAGGGAUCGCCCCUUGACUCAGGUCCAAGAUGAGUCACUUCAAGUUGCAACGGAUAUACUCGAGCUUUAUCGGGAUGCUACACAAUUCGAUAUGAUAAGUCACGUUUACGAAUCUACGUACGAUGGUGGGUUGGAAGAAAUUUAUGGGCCUUUUCUAAUAGAUAAAUGGGAAACGUACGCAUUUGAAGUUAUGUGCUUUACAACCUAUUAUGGGCAUAAUUUGUGGGAGCCGGAACUUCCUCUCCACUAG
Molecule: messenger RNA, 1614 nt
Organism: Botrytis byssoidea
Lineage: Eukaryota; Fungi; Ascomycota; Leotiomycetes; Helotiales; Sclerotiniaceae
Exons: 2
Coding region: 1-1614 (537 amino acids)
Source: RefSeq, a predicted model, not a curated record